Molecule: messenger RNA, 3087 nt
Organism: Didymodactylos carnosus
Lineage: Eukaryota; Metazoa; Rotifera; Eurotatoria; Philodinida; Philodinidae
Source: the annotation of a GenBank genome assembly
AUGUUUCUGCUCGUGCACAUUCGAGAAGAAGAUAAUCAACCAUUAAAAGAUUUUGAUCCAGCCAUAAAACGUCGACUUAAACAUAAAAUGUUGCAUGGAAUUAAAGCAAUGGGUAGGACAUAUCGUCUAUUUGGAACAUCAAGUAGUCAACUAAAAGAAAUGUCAUUUUGGUUUGCGGCUAUUGAAAACCGAUCAAUAGAACAAGCAUGGCAAGAUUUAGGAGAUUUUUCAGAGAUUAAAAAUGUUGCAAAUUAUGUGGCAAGAAUUGGUUUGUAUUUCUCAACGUCACGUGAAACUGAGAUUUCGUUUAAAUAUGUUGAAAAACCUUUGUCGAAUACGAAGUAUUACGCGAUGAUGAUUGAUGAUGUUGAAACGGAAGAUAAAAAAUACUGUUUUACUGAUGGGAUCGGGAAAAUAUCUUGGGGUGUAGCCGGUGAAAUUGCCAGAAAAUUAAAUAUUCCAUUAGGAUCGAGAGACGAUAUUCCAUCUGUAUUCCAAGUUCGUAUAGCUGGCUGUAAGGGUAUGUUAGCUAUUGAUCCAGAAUCAAGCUUCAAGGAUUAUUACAUUAAAUUCAGAGGGUCAAUGGAAAAAUUUAAAAGCAACAAUUGGGAUUUAGAAAUAUGUGAAUAUAGUCAAGCACUUCCACUAAAAUUUAAUAAUCAAGUGAUCAUGUUGUUAUCUGAUUUGGGUAAUCCGGCUGCUGUUUUUGAAUCAUAUCAAAAUGCAAGUAUGACUAACUGGCAUGAACAAAACGAAAAUGAACGACAGAGAAAUUUACAAUAUUCGAUGGCUAAGGAUGAUUUAUUGAAAAAUAAAAUUCCUCUACCGUUAAAUGAAGCACGUAAUAUGUAUGGUGCGGUGGAUGAAACGCGUACGCUAGAAUAUGGUCAAGUUUUUAUCCAAUACGAAAAUUUCGAUUCAACACAGGGCGAUAGAUUUAUUGUUGUUACAGGCGAUGUAUUAGUGGCAAAAAUGCCCUGUUUGUAUCCAGGAGAUUUUCGGAAAUUGACUGCUGUUAAUGUGCCUCAACUGAAAUCCUGCAUGCGUGAUUGCAUCGUGUUCCCAAUGAAAGGAUCGCGUCCCCAUCCCAAUGAAAUGUCUGGCUCUGAUUUAGAUGGCGAUCAAUACUGGGUUUAUUGGGGUAAACUACUGACAAUAAAAAAGAUGGAUGAUCCUUUGUCAUAUGAGCCUUCACAAAAGAAAUCAGUGCCUACGAUUACAAAUGAAAUUAUCAUUGACCAUAUUAUUGAAACGUUUGGUGCUGGUAGUCAAGGUAUUAUUUGUGAUGUUCAUUUAUCUAUUGCUGAUUGUCAUCCGGAGCAUACGCGGUCCGCUGAUUGUAAAUAUCUGGCUGAAUUAUUUGCACGUGCGGUUGAUGCACCUAAAACAGGUGAAAUCAUAGAAUUAGAUAAAGUUUAUGAAUUGAGAUCGAAACAUUGUCGAGGAUAUCCAGAAUUUAUGAAAAAAUAUGAUCAGCCCAUUCGUGAAUCAAACAGCGUUCUGAAUAAGUUAUUUUUGAGAGCAAAACAUGAAUUCUUUGCACAACGUGAACAUCUCGGUCGGUCAUUGUCACAGCCUCUAACAAGAUCUGUGUUUACUAUCCCAAAGAGUCGUGUACAGCGGAAACCAAGGUCAAGUGCGCAAGAUAAAGAGUUUCAGCAAUGGUGUGACUCACUCGGUAUUCCCAUGUCAGAUGACAAUACUAGUACAUCUCUACCCAAUACUACCUCAGUAAGUAGCAAUACUACCAAAAAACCACGUCAGACUCUCAAUGCUUCAGAGAAAGCGGUUAAUCCGGAGCUUUCUGAAACAUUAUCGACGGAACAAACGAUUUCACCAUCUGAUAAGCGGAGUAAAAAGUCUAAAUCUAUAAAACAGGAUGAAGAAUCUCAACAUUCUCAGUCAUCCUCAGCAAGAGUAACAACAACUCCAGUUGAUUCUAAGUCGCAUGAGCCAGUUUCUGUCUUAUCUGAAAAGCGAAAAAAGCCUGGUGAGAAAGCUGUAUAUUCUGAUAAUUCCAGUGAUCCACCCACAUUAAUCAAUUCUGCAGCGUCAUGCGUUACAUCAAAAGCAUCAGCAAGCGCUUCUUUUAUCGCGGAGAAUCAGCUUAGUCAAGAAAUUGUUUUCUAUGGUAUGACAACGGUCACAAAUCGAAUCAAAUGUAAUCAAGUUAAUAACACUUUCACUGUUGAUCUGGAUGGAAAAUCAUCUGACAAAAAUAAUACGGUGGAUAAACUUCUCCAACUCAUGCUUGGCCACGGAAAAUCGUCACCAUUGGCUGCAGAUACUCACUUAACAUUAGUGAUUUCGUGGGGUAAGAUUUGUUUUAAACUCCAGCAUGCAUCGAACGUAACACUGCCCAAAAAUAUCAGGGAACUUUCCGAACUAAUCAACAACGAGUGUGGUGCUGAAUGUUUGUUGAAUUCAAAUGAUGUGAAAACUGUUACAUCCGGACAAGAGCCACUCAGUAAAUCAGCACCAGAGUAUGUUCUAGCCUGCAAAUGCUACAAUACUUCAUCUAGCGAUAUAUCACUCAUAUUCGAUGAUAAAAAAAAGUUGAAGAAAAUUGCGUUUGUUUCAACGUGGUGGAGAUGUGCUGUUAGAGGUAACGAAGACAUUAUGGAUAGCUUCUACGAGAUCCGUCGCACGAGUCCGUCACCGUCGCAGGGCGAGAUCGAUUCGAAACACAUAUCAUUCUCUCAACACCUGCAAUCGAUAUUCAAGGAUCCCAACUCAACGGGGUUACUAUCGGGUACUUCGCCAAAGAUUAUAAUCGACAAAGCGCUAUUGAAAUCAACAGUACAAGUUGUUUCGUUGCGACGAUUGAUUCGUUAUGAAUACGCUGGUUUAGAUCGACCUCAGUUUAAUCAAAACCCGUUUAAUACACCGACGAAUCUCGACUGUGCCUUCUAUCAAGUUGUUAAUAUUUCAACAGAAAUGAUAAAUGAUAAAAUUCAAACGAGCGAAACAAUUGAAUUUUAUGCAUCACCAAUUCAAAUUGCGAAAAAAUAUGAACCAGAACUGAAACAGUUGUGUGUACUAGCAGAAAAUUAUUUUGACCAACCCAGUGAAAAAAAACGAGCGUGA